GGCCAGUUGACCAUUUCAAAGCCAAGCGGUGACGGCAGGCAGCAUGAGUAUUUGGCCGAAAAAGGCUUGGAGUAUCGAGGAGGAACUCCUGAAGAAGAAGAACAAGUCGAUCGAGGAAAAGUACCAGUCUCUGCUUGGUGAAUACCAGGAACUCCGUGUUGCGAAUGCCAAGUCCAUGGCAAAGCUGCGCGAACUGGAGCGGUACAAAGAAAUCUCGGACGACAUUGUCAACAGCGCGUCCACGUCACGGCGGAUGGAGGAAAAGGAGCGUAUUGAGAUCACGAGCCAGAUGCAACAAUACCGCGACAAGCUUGAAGAGGCGGUCGAGAACAUUUGCUUUCUCGAAAAAGAAAACAAGCGGCUCAAGGCCGACGUGACAUCCGCCAAGCUCGAUGCCACAACCUCGAACGUCCUCCUCAAGACCCUCGACGACUCGAAAUCAAAGCUCCAUUCGACGGAAAGCCGCCUCCAAAUGAUGCGCAUCGAAAUCCUCGAGCUCAAGAACCGCAAAGCCGACUUGAAUUCGCAGGUUCAAGACCUCAAGGCGCGGCUGCACUCGGCGGAAACGCUGGCGGAGCGAAAGUCCGACGAAUGCAAGCGGCUAACGUCCAAACUUGAGUCUGUUGAGUCGGCUUGGGACUCGACGCGCAGCCAAAACAGCCGCAUUCAAAAGGAAAUCCGCACAGUCGCCGAAGUCGCCGACAUCAAUCGAGAAUUGAGUGAAAAGUCCAAGCACCGCAUUGCGUCGCUCGAAAACGAAGUCGACGCGCUCCAGCUCAAGCUCAAGACUCGCGAACGCACGAUCGACGAGCUACGCACGGACAACGUCGAUGUCCGCACCGAGCUGAACGUCCUCAAGAAAGACUUUUCCGAGCUCCAAGCAAUUAACAAAGACCUGCGCCGGCUGUCUACCGAGCACAACAAGCACGACAAGGACACUGAACACGCGUUGUCGAUGCACGAAACUGAAAUCAAGUGUUUGCGAGAGAUGAAUCGAUCGUCCAACGAGCGCAUCGACGAAUUGUCCGCCGAAAAUGCCAAGCUCCAGGCACAGCUCUUGGACGUCCACGGCGACUUUCUCAAGAAGGUCCAAAGCGACGCGUCGUGGAAGCACAAGGAGAAGGAAAAGUUGCGCCGGGAAGUUGAGGAAGAGAUGGACGUACUCAAGAAGCCGCGCGUGUGCAAAAACUGCCAUGAGUCGUUCACACUGGAAAAGAACAACGCCCAGUCGUGCACGUAUCACCCCGGGCGAUACCUUCCCCGCCAGUACCCCCUUGAAGGGUACUCGUGGUCGUGCUGCUGCAAACGGGACAUUUCGUCACGUCCGUGCAAGUUUGCCGGGCGACACGUCGAGCGCGAAACCCUCUGACGGAGCUGUCGCCCAAGCAUGAGGUCGACACGGCGCGACUGAAUCCUAGUGCAGGUUGCACGACCACAACAGACUCGAACCACGAGUCUUGACCUUGCAUAAUAAACAUUCCGCUGUGCUCUG
Messenger RNA from Aphanomyces invadans, 1492 nucleotides. RefSeq lists its product as hypothetical. The transcript has 7 exons. The record is from RefSeq and is a predicted model, not a curated record. Bases 44 to 1369 code for a protein of 441 amino acids. Lineage: Eukaryota; Oomycota; Saprolegniomycetes; Saprolegniales; Verrucalvaceae.